Microthlaspi erraticum is the source of this 987-nucleotide messenger RNA. The record is from the annotation of a GenBank genome assembly. NCBI's taxonomy places the organism in Eukaryota, Viridiplantae, Streptophyta, Magnoliopsida, Brassicales, Brassicaceae.
AUGGAGUUUGAGGGAGCGCGAAAGAACAACAUGGAGGAGGAAGAAGAAGAAACAGUAAUGGAUGAGAGAAUCUACGUUGCACUAGGGAGAGAAACAGCGAAGAACAAGUCAAAUCUCACCUGGGUCAUAGAUAACUCUCCAGGGAACAAGAUCUGUAUCGUUCUUGUUCAUCGUCCUGCUCAAAUGAUUCCUGUCUUAGGUACAAAAUUCGAUGCAGCAACGGUAGAUGAAGAAUUAGUGAGAGCAUACAGAGGCAAACAAAAGGCCAAAACAGAGAAGAUUCUUGAUGACUACCUUCGUAUUUGCCUUCACAAAGGGGUCCAGGCAGAGAAGCUGUGUGUUGAGAUGGACUCGAUCGAGAAGGGAAUUGUGCAGAUGAUUUCUGAGAACAAAGUCAGGAAGUUCAUAAUGGGAGCAGCUGAAGACAAACACUAUUCAACGUAUUGUGUCCUAAGCUUCACGCUUGUGUUUCUUUUCACCGGUCUUGAAUCUGACAUUGGUGGUGAUUCAAUUUGCAGGAACAUGGAGGAUUUGAGAUCAAAGAAAGCUAUCUUCGUCUGCCAACACGCGUCUGCUACUUGUCAUAUACGGUUUAUCUGCAAAGGACAUCACAUCCAUACAAGGGAAGGUAGAAUGGAUGAAGUCAGAGCUCUCUCAUCUCUACUCUCUGACUUUCAGCGGCUUGUACUAUCCUCACAAUGCAGCAAAAACUCAGACAUGCAUAGUGGAAGUUCAAAAGGGAAAGGCGAGUGCGAGGAAGAAGAGGAGGAGAGAGCAUCAAGAACCAGCUCUUGUCGGUCUGCUGGUACAUUGUCAUACUUUGGAGGAUCUGAGGCUUCAUCAAGUUUGACGGAAGACAAAUCAAACCACUCAUCUCCUCCCUCUUUACCGUGCACUGGGAUGGGACUGGGGAUGAUAAACUUCCUGAUCAACUCCACAAAACUCUGGCAAAGACUUGCCAUCCAAAACCAUAAGCAUUGUGAGUGA